Messenger RNA from Mizuhopecten yessoensis (Yesso scallop), 875 nucleotides. RefSeq names its product dnaJ homolog subfamily B member 9-like. Gene Ontology annotation, cellular component: endoplasmic reticulum. The record is from RefSeq and is a predicted model, not a curated record. The transcript has 3 exons. The coding region runs from base 44 to 601 and encodes 185 amino acids. Lineage: Eukaryota; Metazoa; Mollusca; Bivalvia; Pectinida; Pectinidae. Gene Ontology annotation, molecular function: protein-folding chaperone binding; misfolded protein binding.
UAAUACAAAACACACAUAUUUAACUCGAGUCGUUGUUUACUGCAUGUAUGUUAUGUCCAUAUACAGUUCAAUACAUGGCCGUGCAAUCGCCCGGGACACACCUCCGGUGAAUACGCGUACAGACAACAGGUACAGACUUACCCAAGUCAAGAUGAACUGUGAGAACCUACUAUACCUCUGUGCUCUAUGUAGUAUCUAUACUACCAGCAUCAUACUCGCCAAGCAGGCAGACUACUAUGACGUGUUGGGCCUAAAGAAAGGUGCCACAGAUAAACAAAUCAAGAGAGCAUUCAGAAAACUAGCACUUAAGUUUCAUCCAGAUAAAAACAAGGAGAAAGGAGCAGAAGAGAAGUUUAGGGAAAUAGCUAAAGCAUACGAGGUCCUGGGAGACCCAGGUGAAAAGAAGCAGUACGACACGUACAUGUUUGACCACACAGAUGACCAGCAGUCUGGAGGUGACGGCAGUGGCUUCCCAUGGCAAAAGCUAUGUCUUAUAACAUUAAACUAUAUAUUAUUAAAUGUUUUAGCGAAUUUGAAGGCGGGAGUGAAGUGCCAUCUCAUAGUAUUUGUAUUGUAUUGUAUCGCUUUUUCUUUUUUGUAGAUUUCUUUAUUUCUGGUUUCUGUACAGGACUGUUCUCAGGCAUGUUUCCAUCUUCAUUGUUAACAUCAGGUUCAAUUUCAAUAUCUUCCAUCAUAUUUUCUUCAUCACCUUCCGCUGUCAAAGAUAGAUCAAAAAGUUGCAUACGUACCAUUGAACAGGUAUAUAUCUAUCUGUGUAUAAGACAGCAACAAUCAGUCUGUGAACUCUACUGAAAUCCAGAUGAUUCAAACAUUUUAGUAUCAGAAUAAUGAACAGUGAAAUAAAUAAAAGAAUA